Messenger RNA from Toxotes jaculatrix (banded archerfish), 3028 nucleotides. RefSeq names its product myelin-associated glycoprotein. The coding region runs from base 62 to 1360 and encodes 432 amino acids. The record is from RefSeq and is a predicted model, not a curated record. The transcript has 12 exons. Lineage: Eukaryota; Metazoa; Chordata; Actinopteri; Toxotidae.
UAUUCAUUCCUCUUUCACAGUCUUCUUAGGAUGAGCUGCUCAUAAUUAUUUUACAGCUGAGAUGGGUGUUGGUCUUACGGUUGUCGGUUUGCUCAUCGCUGUGAUGCAAGGUGUCUUUUGUAAAUCCUGGGAUGUGAUGCUGCCCCAGCGCAUUGUAAGCAUCAGUAACUCCUGUAUCACAGUCCCAUGUCACUUCGAGGUGCCCGGCGAUCAGGAGGCAAACGUCCUAAACUGCUCCAACAGUGGUCUUUGGCGGAAAGAGAGCGUCACUGGUGCCAUCGUCUUAAGUUCUCGCAAUCCUUUCAGCAACAUCAUACAGGGGACAAUAGUUGGAGACUUAACAAAGAAGAACUGCACCACGGUGUUUUACAGCUUCCCAAAGGACCAAAGCAACAUGUACUUCUUCAGGCUGGACUGUUCGAACCCCCUCAAAUACACUUUCCUUAAAGGAGUCAGCAUAGUCGCCCAAGCAGACCCGUUUCCUCCCCAGCUGACCUUUGUGAGUCAGAUCUCAGAGGGAGCCCCGGUGAAGCUGCAGUGUUCAGUCCCGGUGCCCUGCUCCAUCCAGCCGCCCUCCCUCAUCUGGCUCCCCCGGGACAGCUCCAGGCAGGAGGAGACGCAAAUCCUGCAGAACGCAGAUGGGCAGAACAUCAUGACGUCCACGCUGACUUUCAUCGCCUCAGCCGACCAUCACAACCAGAGCAUCGGCUGCUCUGCCUCCUACCCUCUGUCAAAAGGGGGCAGCACUGAACCGUCUGCAGCAGCUCAGAGACUCAACGUCCUGUAUGCUCCGAGAUUCACUGUGGCAACACUCAGCACAUCUGGUCCUGUCUCUGAGGGACACACUGUGAUGUUCACAUGUUCCAGUGAUGCCAACCCACCUGUGAGCCGCUACACCUGGUACAGAGACGACAACGGGAAGCUGACGAAGAUAGGACAAGGACAGACGCUGCUCCGACAGGUCUACCAGAAGGACGAGGGGGUGUAUCUGUGUGAAGCUCAGACCACGAGGGGCUCUCAGAGAUCCAGACCUGUGGCUCUGGAGGUCAUCGCCUCCGAAGGAGGCAGCGAGGCUUUGGUUUUGAUUCCCUACAUUUUAUGUGGAGUGGUGUCAGUCCUCUACGUCCUGACUGUUGUUGCUGAUUUGUACAAGUAUCAAAGUCUUUCCAGGAGGCUGAAGAAGAUUGAGCUGAAGGGGGAACACACCUACACUGAUCUGAGGCCCAACAGAGUCACCUCUGACUACGACCAACUCCAGUUUCCACGGCCUAAAACGAAACCUCCUGAAGCUCCGGACUAUGAGAACAGCAUCGCCCUGCAGAGCGGUUUCAAAAAUCAGCCACAGCCAAAUCAGACCUGAGGGCCCGGGUGGACGUUUUCAUUACAGUGGUCCAGAUAUACACAUACAUCUGUCAAGCUUUAAAUUUCCAUGUUAUUAACCUACUUGUUUCAGUCAUUCUUUGAAGCCACGUCAUGCUUAUUUUUAUCUAAAACUGUGUGUGUGUGUGUGUGUGUGUGUGUGUGUGUGUGUGUGUGUGUGUGUGUGUGUGUGUGUGUGUGUGUGUGUGUGUGUGUGUGUGCGUGUCAGUCUACUGUAGAUGUCUCACCUUUGAAAACUAAAUGAUGUGGAACCUGGAAUUCAUAAUAAAAGUUCAGAUCUGAAACUGCUCAUACCAAAACACCUCUCCAGCUCAUUGAUGAUGUUUUGAAGCUCGGCAGGUUAAAGGGGCCGUGCGUGCAGAGGCUUCACAGCUACGGGCUAAAUCCUUACAACAACAGAUCGUCUUCAGAGCAUCACCAGGACACUCUGGGUGCAGGUGCGAGUUUAAACACACGAGAUGCUCAGGUUAACGUUGCAACCACUUCCAUGUUCCCCUGGCUUCAGUACGAGGUUUCAGCCGGUCACACAGCGUCAGAUUCAUCCGUGUGACACACAAAAUGACAGUGUCACUUCAGCCUCGUUCAUUUCCACUGAAAUUAAAAAAAAACUGCUGAGACCUGCUAGUCCUUUGAUCUGUGACGCACCAUGAUGGGGAAUUUACCGGUGCUGAUGGUUAAUGGAACAUUCUUCUGAGCGCCUGUAAUAAUGGUGUCAGCCAGUCAGCAGAGGUUUUGAUGGACCACUGAGAUGUUUGCCGGAUCAACACAUUUAAACUAAAUCUGACCUACAUGAUGUGCAACAACCUAAUUAAUUGUGCAAAUGUAGACAUGAAUUCUCCAUCUCAAACUUGCAAUAAUGCAAAAACAUAUUUUUAAAUCUGCAACAGGUCAUCUUUAACUUUUUUUGGAACCCGCUAGCUUCUUUACUCUGAGUCUUAAGUUUUGGGCUUUGGACCAGCAACCGUCACCCACCACGUGUUGCUCGUAGCAUCUGGAUCAGCAACUUUUUGUUCAGUUUUUGCGUCCAUAAAAUUCCUUCAGAGAAGUGAUGACACAUGAGCCUAGUUAGUACAUUUUUGAGCCAUGAAGAGACUCGGACAUUAGGGUGAAAACAACAUACUUCUGCGUUAGCUGGAAAAAGUGAAAACAGCAUAACAUAAUUCUCCAUAUGGGAUGAUGCAAACCUCCUGAGACAGAGCGGGUUGUUGAUGAUGUCAGACUCAUGGCGGGCUCUCAGACAGAACGCCAAACUCCCACAUCCCUGAGAAAGUCCACAGGAAACAGCACGCCGUUACUUCAGCCUUUGAUGUCACGCCUCAGUUAGUGUCUAUAGGGAGAUCUGGCUGUUGUCUGGCUGCCGCGCUGCAUUCCUGCCUAAUGUGAUGGGUUAAAUUGGUGGAAGUUUAGUCUGUGGGUUAGAAACGAACCAGGCUGCUACGCCUUUGAUGCCUAAAAAUAGUCAUGUGUCCAAACAUCCAUUGGCAAAAUGCAAAGAUGGGUCUUUUCCAACUUUCUACUUGCUGUGUGUCAUGUGUUUUUUGGACUGCUUGGUCUAGUUUUGGUUUGUUGUUGUUUUUUUUUUUUUGUUUUUGUUUUGAGCAUGUUCUGUUGUUGCCCGUAAUAAAUAAAAUAUUGACAUGUGACCACA